CGUCGGUCCGAUCUCCGGUCUUGCGAAGCCACUUCAACGAACACCAUCACGUGCCACUGUCCAACUCACACUCAACCACCGACGACGAUUCGGUUCACGCGCCAGAGCGGCUGAUACGACGAGAACGACAUCUAUAGAAUGGAUUUGACGGCAACAGAAGACAUUCUACGCAAUCCUGCGGCCCUACACUCCCUCAAGCGUGAUCAGUUGAUCCGACUUUGCAAGAUUCACGGUGUCAAAGCAUCAGGGAAAAAUGUGGACAUUGCUGAACGUCUAGCGAACAUACCACUGAAAGCUACACAACAAGUGCCGCAAUCGCAACUCGUCACAAUCAAGGAAGACACCGUUACCAGCAUUGGUACCACUAAAACAGGAAGCGACUUUGGGAGCGUCAAAUGUGUGUCUGUCAAACAAACUUCUUUAACUUCUCCUCAUCCCAAAUAUAGCAUCAUUAUCAUUAAAAUCUAUUGUGUCUUCUUUCGGUUUCACUUCGCGCAAAACCACCUCUACUCCGCCCACGUCAAUAUCCACCACCGCUACCUCUCUACUAUCUACAAUGUCAUCACAAGUCUCAUAUGAAGCCAGCAUUCCUUUACCACCAUCCCCUCCACCUCCACUGAUUACCCCGUUCACGCCUCCUCCUAACGUCGAUACAGUACGUCUGGUCGCUGCUCCCCGUCCGAGCAUGGGUGGCACCCCCA
Desarmillaria tabescens is the source of this 701-nucleotide messenger RNA. RefSeq lists its product as uncharacterized. The transcript has a single exon. The record is from RefSeq and is a predicted model, not a curated record. Lineage: Eukaryota; Fungi; Basidiomycota; Agaricomycetes; Agaricales; Physalacriaceae. The coding region runs from base 139 to 579 and encodes 146 amino acids.